Messenger RNA from Exaiptasia diaphana, 2455 nucleotides. RefSeq lists its product as uncharacterized. Gene Ontology annotation, molecular function: protein binding. The record is from RefSeq and is a predicted model, not a curated record. The coding region runs from base 524 to 2416 and encodes 630 amino acids. The transcript is spliced from 4 exons. NCBI's taxonomy places the organism in Eukaryota, Metazoa, Cnidaria, Anthozoa, Actiniaria, Aiptasiidae.
UUAUGUGCAAGCUUAGCUUCAAUCAAGCUUAAUUUUUUAUUGUCUUCUUUGUAGACAUGAGGGUUUGCAUUACAAUAGGAUCUCUGCUGAAUAAAAGAAUAUAUUACAUGCUUUCGAGAUUAAGACUGUACCAAUAAGAUCUCGAAACUGGAGAAUUCAAAAACUGACAACGCCAUUGUGGAUAUUUCAUUUUUUUGGUUUUGUUUUUUAUUUUUUUGGUUAUACUUACGGUGCUUGUAUAUUUUGUAUUUGCAUAUCCAGUUAAACCUUAAUUCCACAAUCCUUGUUAUAUUAUGAAUAUUGGUUAUUGCAACAUAACUACGUCCUCGUUCACGAAAUUCAGUUUGUUCAUUUCCAUCCUUCUGCCAUAUUGAUCGUUUAAGUGGCAUGGUUACUAAGCCUUAAAACAAAGAAAAGAGAGAAAACAGGAAGAAAGRCCGAAACAACUCUCUCUCCUUAGAAAUAGGAGCUCAUUUUUAGAUCAAACCAAAAAAACUGUAAAAUUUGAUCGGUAACUUUUGGUAUGCUUGUAAUGGAGGACUGUGRUGAGCAAACGAUGUUGAUUAUCGAAGCCAGCGCUACCAACCAAAAUCUUAACGAAACGGCUGAGUUGGCCUUAAGUCCAUUCGAACUUGCGACAAACGAUGUUUAUGAUUUGAAGAUUAAGAUACAAAAUAUCAUAAAAGCUCCAGCGUGUGAUCAAACAUUAGUCUACCUUGGCCAUACGUUAGAUGAUUCUGAACAUCUGAGGGAUUUGUAUCUCCGUUGUSGAGAUACACUGAAUGUGGUGUACCCUGUGAAAGCUGACAUAGACUCCAUUGAUUUCCUAUUGCAGCCAUUCAAGGACUUUGAAACUCUGAUACCGUUGCUUUGCACUUCAGAUGGAAAGUACAUUCUACAGCCAUUGCAAAUAGAGCUAAAGAGACUUGCAGUUGGUUUAGACRGCAUUUAUGAAGUUGAGCGUCUUUUUUAUGAUCUUUUCAAUAUAUWCCAGACGAAAUCCGCUAGYUCAAACAGGAACUACUUCAAGCAAGUGAAAGGAGUGGAGUAUUUGAUGUCUAUGCUUCAUUUCACACUUCGACAAUAUUAKYCAGGAUCAKAAUCAAUUAGCGAUGAUGGUUCGAGCUCCAGAAGUUCCAUUGCAGAAAGUUCCCUAUUUGGUGUUACUGGUGUAGAAUUCCUGCUAGAUCUCAUUCAUUAUGAAAACGUUUACAACAGAUUUAGACGGCACUUGGCAAUAGUUGUUCUUGGAUUUCUGUCGAUUUUUUUGAYGGAAAAACACGAGGUAAAACUUGCUUUGCAGCUUGGUGGACUACAGCCUGCGAUGAAGUGGUUUCUUAAAAGUGACGAGGAUGUUUCCAACGACUUUCCCACGAACCUGAAUUUGACGAGUCUGUGCUUCCUKUGUUCGCUUGUUGAACUCGACCGAAACGCCCAGCUCCAGGUUGCGGAAACGGAGGAUGUUAUGGAAAAGUUGUGUGAUGUAACCAUUGAUGUUACUAAUAGCUCAGCAGUUUGCAUUAACGRAAMCCAGUCAUGCAUAGGAAAGCAUUCUAUGGCUGCAUUCAUCUUAUUUUAUGUGUCUUUUGACCAAAGAGCCCUAAGAAUUGUCAUCCGCUCUGGRAUUUAUCGCAAGAUUAUAGAAUUCACCAUGAAAUAUUCAGCUGUAUGGGUGCAGGAACCAGAGUUUCUUGUUACAAUCUACUACAGUUUGYUGUUUCUGGCAAGAGUGAGAUCUGCUACGUUGAUGUCCAUCCCUCAAGACCAAGGGCUUGCUAUUGAUGCAUGCAUCCACAGUUUCUURAAACUCUAUACACCAAUGCAGUUUGCGACUUUUGAGAAAGAAAGCUACAUUUGGAGAACCCUGAUCCCUGUUGUACACUUGGCCUUUGCUAGUGGGAUACCUUUAGAAUGUAAAACAUAUCAUCCAGACCUGGAAAAGCUCUCGGAAAUCAGGACUGAGAGGGAAGAUGAGAAGAAUAUAGAUGACCAAGUCCCCGACGAGGGAAACAGACAAGGACUGGAUCACCAUAGAGAGGGAGCGCGAGAUUAUGUUGCAGAUUCAAAUGGAGCAGGGACCGACAAAGGCGAUAGUGAAAGACGAGACGUUCUUGCAGAAGGAGAACACUACGUUCUUUUUCCUGGUUCAAAAAUGGUGCAAGAGCUAGGAAUCUUUGCUCUURAACACAUAUUGGCCAUUGAGAAAAACCGAGAGCGUCUUAAUUCCGAAAAUAUCAAURAGUAUUUUCUGCCAUUAAUGUGGCAACAUCGAGAAACAGCAUUCUUAAAAGAUUUAAAUGUGAUACCCUCCCAGGUUCCCCUUUUAAGUUUACUUUGCAAGGGCAUCCUUGCACGCAUGCGCGGUUUAGAUGCAGUUUUUGGUUUGAWUUUUUUAGAAUCAGAAUUCUUGAUUUGAAAUGCAGUGAAUCAGUCUCGCUUGGCUUACAAAUUACAA